This is a messenger RNA of Daphnia magna, 2000 nucleotides long. RefSeq names its product targeting protein for Xklp2. The record is from RefSeq and is a predicted model, not a curated record. Gene Ontology annotation, biological process: activation of protein kinase activity; regulation of mitotic spindle organization. The transcript is spliced from 12 exons. Lineage: Eukaryota; Metazoa; Arthropoda; Branchiopoda; Diplostraca; Daphniidae. Gene Ontology annotation, cellular component: microtubule; spindle. Bases 186 to 1922 code for a protein of 578 amino acids.
AACGACAAAAGUUUCAACUUCGUGAGAGUCGACUCCUAAAUGUAACAAUCUAUAGGAGGUGCUCAACGGUCAGUUCAGACAUUCAAACUUUUCUGUGAGGCAGGGAAACAUCCCAGCUUCGUCUUGUCGGGAAACGUGUAGAUAACCUUUCCAACCAUUAAAACAAAAACAUUUCACUGGAAGACAUGAUGGACGAAGACAGCACUUGGAAUUUUAAUGCGCCACAACACUACUGCGAUUUGCCAUCGGCUGUGAAAGAUGAUGACUCCGAGCAAGCUGACCAAUACUUUUUUGCAAAGGCAGAUGACACAGUAUAUGAAGAUGUUACUCCCCAUGGUGAUGAAGAUGAUGACAGAGCAACAAUGUUGUGGAAUGAACAGAUCUCAUCUGUCCAGGAAGAAGAGAAAGAAUAUCCAGUAAUUAGACGCAGGUCACGCUCAGUUGGAAGUAGGCCAUUGUUUCAUCGGAAACAAGAAAGUCCCAUUGCACCAAAUAGUGUGAAUAUUUUAAAAAAACCUGCCUUAAAAGCCCAAGGAGUGAUACCCAGUGAGGAUUCUGAUAAGUAUUUUAUUGGUGGUUUGAGAUCUUACAAUCCUGUCAAAACUCAUGACAUCCUUAAAGUUACGAAACCAGUACCAUUUAAUUUAACCGAGUCCAAGAAAAAAAUAGUGCAGACAGUCCCCGCGAACCCAAGCAUGGCUGAAGGUGUUCAAAAUUGGCAGAAGAAAACGCCAGAACGUUUUCACUCAUCUCGACACGGAGAAGUUUAUCGAAUGGUGGAGAGAGUUGAAAUGCGUUCAACGGAGGCGCAUACCCCUCAGCUUAUGGCAGCGAAACGCCAUCGCCCUGUUCAUGUUUUAAGCCAUGAAGAAAAAGAGCAAAAGGAGUUAGAAGAAAUGAAAAAGAGUCAGUUUAAAGCGCAUGGCGUAGAUGAAAAAGUGUUUAAACCUCCUGUCUUGCCUGCAAAAAAAGGAGUCAAAACAACAACAAUCGAACCAUUCCAUCUCACUGAAUAUCAUAAGAAAGAGAACGUUCCUCCUCGCGAAUCAGAAGGAAAUGAUUUUAAGUUCCAUGCAAAACCUGCUCCAAAAUUCGAGGCCCCAUCGGUGGAACGAAAACAAGUUAUUCCGAAUACCGUGCCUCAGACACCUAAGUUCAGCGAAGCUGGUAAAGCAUCUUUACAUUCGUGGAGGGAAAGAAGACAGCGUUCAAGAUCUAAUGGUAGUUUAACCGCGGGUCGGAGUUCUUCCAAUGGCUCACUUACAUCUACUGGAGAACGAUUGAAGUCAACUGUCGUUGAACCGUUUAGUUUCGAAGAUCGUGACAAACUUUUACAGCGUCGUAAAGAAAAAAAAUUUGAAAAGGUUGUGCAAGAAGAGCGCAAGCAGAGAGAAUUUCACGCUAACCCUUGUCCAAAUUUUUCACAUCCUUCCAUUCCUGAGCGACCAACCCUCAUGUCAACACGGCCCGCGCCAUUUCAACUCAGUUAUGACACCCUCGGUAUCUCAAAGAAAGAAAGAUUCCUUACUCAGUUGGCAGAAUUGCGUUUAGAAGAACGUAAGGCUGCACAGUUUAAGGCACAACCUGCUAAAGUUCUAAUUAAGGAGCCAUUCAAAGUAAAAUUAGAUCAUAGUCAACACAAUAUUACGGAUGUUGUCGAGUUUUCUUUGACAACGGUAAAACGAGCUGCUGAAAGAAAACAUUUUGACCAGUUUUUGAAAGAACGAGAACAAGAAAAAGAAAUGCAUAAACUCAGGCGUGAGCAAGAAAAACUCCAGAAAGAAGCAGAGCUAGCGGCUCGGAUGCGGGAAGAAACUAAUUUUGUUGCCAACCCGGUACGACAUUUUAAGUGCAUAGAAAUAAAAAAGGCAGAUGCUGAUAUUCUCACCAUUCCUAAAACCCCCAAAUUUACGAAGAAAUAAGUUUAGCUUUGAAAUAUUAGUCGUGUCUUCCGCAAUUUAAUUGUAUUUUUGUCAGCAAUAUAAUCAUUUAACUUCGUA